UGACAUUCUCGGCGUUUUUGACAGUUCUUUCUAACCUUUUCUAGGAUAGUUUCCUAACAAGGUUCCAAAAUAAUGUACAAUUAAAAAUAUCAAGUAAGACACAUCCACCCAUAAUGGUACUUACCUCAUUUAUUAAGUUUCUACCUAAUAAACCUAGUCAACAAUUAGUAAAUCACGUAAUAAAACGAACUGCCAGAACAACCCCUCAAGCAGUAUUAUUGGAAAAAGCCCUCGAAGAUCCUGUAAUCGUAAUAGACGAACAAGAUGAUGUAGACAUCAUUGGACCACCAGAUCCAGUUUCCAACCUCCGUCCAAUUAUUAGAAAAAGAUUAUUGAAUGAAACUGCUUUGCAACACAAAUUACGAACGCUACAAGAUGCUACACAGGCAUGGAAUCAAGAAUUUUGGGCAAGACACAACACAAACUUUAUCAAAGAACGCCAAGAAUAUAUUAAUAAACAUCAAGUUGAGGGAGAGGAGAAAAAGCAGUUAACAGCUGAUGAAAUGAGCGAUUUCUAUAAAACAUUUUUAGACAAAAAUUGGCAUAAUCAUGUCAAGUAUAAUUUAGAAUGGUAUAGAAGAAAUUUUACCCUAUUGUUCUUAGCACUACGUGUUAGUAUAGAAAAAAGUGUAAAUAAAACAUUUUAAUUCAAUUUCUAUAAUGAUCAAGUACAAUCAGGCUUUGUAAGACCGUUUAAGCCAAAACUCAGGUUAAAAUUCACCAAUUGUUAUUUAUUGUUUAAAUAAAUCACUUUUACAAAAACAA
Messenger RNA from Aethina tumida (small hive beetle), 765 nucleotides. It is a transcript of the gene Coa8, whose product is annotated as COA8 family protein CG14806, mitochondrial. The transcript has 3 exons. The record is from RefSeq and is a predicted model, not a curated record. Gene Ontology annotation, cellular component: mitochondrion. Bases 114 to 647 code for a protein of 177 amino acids. Gene Ontology annotation, biological process: intrinsic apoptotic signaling pathway. NCBI's taxonomy places the organism in Eukaryota, Metazoa, Arthropoda, Insecta, Coleoptera, Nitidulidae.